UACAACAUUUAGAGGCUGGGUACAAAAGAUACUACGAAAUACUGAAGAAUUUACAAGAAGGCGCAAAGUUUUACGAAGGGUUUAGGAAACCAUUGAAUGAUUUUAAAGAUGAAUGUUUUAAAUUUGCAAGAAAUCGAAAAGCGGCGGUGGAUGAACAAUUGGACAUGCUCAAACUUGCAACAACAAUGUCUUCAGUAUCAGUUUCACCUAUACCACCUAAUGUGACUCCUGGAGAAUGGCAACCGAGCAUGGGUAUUGCAUUUAAAGAUAAUACUGCUAAUCAAGCGCGUCCACCUGCGCCCGGAGGAGCCUGGACAGCAAGUCAUGGGCUCCAAUUUGAUAAAAGUGAAGGACGUUAG
Molecule: messenger RNA, 359 nt
Organism: Paraglomus occultum
Lineage: Eukaryota; Fungi; Glomeromycota; Glomeromycetes; Paraglomerales; Paraglomeraceae
Source: the annotation of a GenBank genome assembly